Aplysia californica (California sea hare) is the source of this 422-nucleotide messenger RNA. Its product is annotated as splicing factor 3B subunit 4. Lineage: Eukaryota; Metazoa; Mollusca; Gastropoda; Aplysiida; Aplysiidae. The transcript is spliced from 3 exons. The record is from RefSeq and is a predicted model, not a curated record. The annotation marks the transcript as partial.
AUGACACAAAGAGAUAACCGGAGAGCUGGAGGUGACCACGUUGCGUAUGUUAAAGGGGGUCAUCCAAAGGACACGGAGGAGAAAUGCGUCAACAAAAACAGCGCCAACCACACGCCGGAGAGCAAUGGCGUCCCCCAAGCAGACGACCUCGAUUUCUCUCCAGCCUCGUCAAAUUCGACUACGACGACGCCACCGAAGGCGACCCCACACCAAUCCGGGUCACCAGAAUCCACAUUUUCUGCAGAGCCCCGUCAGUCAAAACCCAUCACACCCAGCAUCAAAGUGGACCUCGACCAGCGUCUGCAGCAACAGCAGCAACAGCAGCAACAGCAGCAACCGUUACCAAGAAUAGACAACUCGAUCCUAGCAUCAUCUUUACAACGACAGGAACAUGAGCAGCAACAGCAGCAGCAGCAGCAACA